Messenger RNA from Chroicocephalus ridibundus (black-headed gull), 2155 nucleotides. It is a transcript of the gene RRP7A, whose product is annotated as ribosomal RNA processing 7 homolog A. The record is from RefSeq and is a predicted model, not a curated record. The transcript has 7 exons. Gene Ontology annotation, biological process: rRNA processing; ribosomal small subunit assembly. NCBI's taxonomy places the organism in Eukaryota, Metazoa, Chordata, Aves, Charadriiformes, Laridae. Gene Ontology annotation, molecular function: RNA binding. Gene Ontology annotation, cellular component: UTP-C complex; CURI complex. Bases 648 to 1475 code for a protein of 275 amino acids.
GAUGCUGACUUCUCAGGUGAACAAUUCGCAAGUUUUGUCUGGUAUAUUUUCUGGCUUUUGCAUGUACCAUUUCUUCUGAUAAUGUGGAUUAACUUGGGUAUUUGUUUAGGGAGGCAAUUUUCCAUGUUGUUUCUUACUUUCUCAGGUCUUUUUUGCACCUUGUCCGUACAUCUUGCUUCAAAAAUCUUUAUUUUUGGGGUGGUCCUGUCUUCCAUUCAGUCAUAAAUACUUCUGUAGAGGUCAUCUCUUCUUUUUUUUUUUUUUUUCUUUUCCUGAUUAACAAGAGUACUUAAAAACAGCUGUCCUUAGAGUUGACAUUGAAUGCUUUUAUCUGUUUUAAAAGAAGAAAUCAAUCUUGAAUUUGCCUCUCUAGGAUUAAGCACGCUGCCUGUGUUUUACGCUGUUCGGGCCUUCAUUUUUUCAGAACUGUUAAACGGCAUGACGGGGCGCAAUAAGAUUGCAUACAGAGUGUGCUCUGCAUGGGGAAAUUAUUUUGUUAGACUUAACCAUGGGGCGGCAGCGGUUCCCUCAGCGCCGGCUGCGCCUUGGAGGCGCUGCCGGCGCUGAGGGAACUGCCGCCGCCAUUAGCGGCCGGGAACUACAACUCCCGUCGGCCCCCGCGCCCCGCCGCUUCCCGCCGAGCUAAGAUGGCGGCCGCCAAGGAGCGUGUGGUUGGAGCGGCGCCGGCGGGUUACACGGCUCUGGCGGUGAAGUUCGGGGAGAGGCAGCGCUCGCCGCACUAUCUUUUGGUGAAGGAGCACCAGGUGCGGGAAGGGGCCGGCACCACGCACCCGCCUCGCCGCACCCUCUUCGUCCUCAACGUUCCCCCGUACUGCAGCCCGGACUCUCUGUCUAGGCUGUUCUCCCGCUGCGGGCAGGUCCAGUCUGUGGACGUCUGUGAGAAGCCAGGGCCGAGAGAGAAAAAAGAAAAACUCACAUCCAAAUUCUUCAACCGCAAAACUGUAACGGGAUUUCAAGUAGCAUACGUCGUGUUCAGGAAACCAUCUGGUGUCCAGGCAGCCAAGGCCCUGUCACAGGAAGGUCCCUUGCUGAUAUCGACAGAGAGUCACCCUGUGAAAACUGGCAUUAGCAAGUGGAUCGCCAACUACGCGGCCUCAGUUGUGAAUCGGGAGGAGCUGAAGGCUGAGGUGGACACCUACAUGCAAGACUAUGACAAAAAGAUAGCAGAGGAAGAAGCUAAAGCGGCCAAGGAGGAGGGCGUUCCAGACGAGGAGGGCUGGGUGAAGGUAACACGGAAGGGUCGGAAGCCCGGCCUGCCCCGGACGGAGGCUGCCAACCUGCGAGUGCUGGAGAAAGAGAAGCAGAAACGGGCCCGCAAAGAGCUGCUCAACUUCUAUGCCUGGCAGCAUCGCGAGACCAAGAGAGAGCACAUUGCCCAGUUGAGGAAGAAAUUUGAGGAGGACAAGCAGAGAAUCGCGCUGAUGCGAGCCCAGCGCAAGUUUCGGCCGUACUAAGCCAUGCCGAGCUAUUUCCUUGGAUUCCUGCGCUGGAGAGGGCGGGAGAGGUGCCUAUGGACUCCACGUGCCAAAGGAUUUCAAGGAAUUGAGGCAGCUUCAGGUUGUCCCUGCCCUUGGACCUGAAGUGGAAGAUCCCAGCAACUGCCAUUGGAGGGGGAGUUUCCUUCCCUGCAGGGGUAUCCUCCUGCUCUCCCAGCCAUUGUCCAGCCCUGUGGCACCACUUCCCAGGGCGCUUGGGUCAAGGGGCUGAGCCACUUCCUGUGACAACCUCUAUCUCCCUGCCACCUGAGGUCCUUCUAAAGCUGCGUGAGAGCUCAGACUGACCUAGCACAGCCUCUGCAGGGGCAGGGAAUGGCUGAGGAACUGUAAAUAAACUGCCACUGUGUUCUCACAACGUGGGAAUCCCUCUCUUUCUUCCCCUGUGGUCUGCUGUGGGGGACAGCUUCUUGUGUGCUGGGUUGGUGAUUAAAGUCAUGGCUUGUAUGCCUGUGCUCCUUAGCACAUAUUAUCUGGGGGUGAGUAAGAGGAGGAGGGAAGUUACCUUGGGAAAUGCCCAACUGGGAAGUUCCCAGACCUGUUGUCAUGAGCAAAGAUCAAUGGUGUGAUACAGAGCCCUACCUCUUCCCUCGGCGUUUUCCUCUGAGCCAGGUGUUGAGGUGCACAGUUUUCCAGCCAGG